AUGGGAGAUGAGAGGGGAUACAGUGAAACUGAAAUCACAGAGUUUGUACUUGUUGGAUUUCCAUACUUUCCUGGUUAUCAGCCAGCAUUAUUUGCUGUCCUUUUAGUGAUCUACCUAAUAAUACUGGCAGGGAAUGCUUCCAUUUUAACUGUUGUUAUAGUUGAUCGACGACUACACAAACCAAUGUACUUUUUUCUUGGUAACUUGGCUGCUAUAGAUAUUAUGUUUACAACUACAACUAUUCCAAAGAUGUUAGCUUUAUUCUUGAUUAAUUCUAACACAAUCUCAUUCACUGCCUGCUUUACACAGUUAUGUGUCUUACAUGUUUUGGCGCUUUUUGAAUGUUUUCUUCUUGUAGUAAUGGCAUAUGACCGAUACAUAGCAAUCUGUAACCCAUUGCACUAUAUGUCUGUUAUGACAAAAAGAUUUAUUAUUAAAAUGACAAUAGGAUGUUUUAUACUAGCUUGCAUAGCAGUUGUAUCGCUUGUCAUUUUUACAGCUUUUCUUCCUUACUGUGGACCAAAUAAAAUUAAUAAUUGCUUCUGUGAUCAUUUCUUCAUUUCCAAAUUAGCUUGCACUGACAUUACUGCAAUUACCAUCUGGACAAUGUGCCUAGUACUCAUAUGUGUGUUUAUACCUUUUUUGCUUGUGGUGUUUUCAUAUGUCAAUAUUUUCAGGUCAGUGUUGAAAACCAGUUCUGCAGGCGGGCGGUGGAAAACAUUUUCUACUUGCAGUUCUCACCUAGCUGUUGUGAUAAUAUACUAUUUAUCAAUUGUUGUUAGCUACUCUUCAUAUAGAACAGAUGAUAUCUCCAGUGAUUUUCAUGCUGUUGGUACCAUCUUCUUUGCUGUUUUAGCUCCAGCGCUCAAUCCAGUCAUUUAUACACUCAGAAAUAAAGAGGUUAAAGAAGUUGUUAAAAUGUACAUUAUGAGAGCAGUAGUUCCAAAAAUCAUGAUGGAAAGUGCAAGCAGAGAGUUUGACUCUACACCUAAGGCUAACCAGGCAGCCUCUUUUAUGGGACGACUUGAUCGCCUACUUACUUUGGAAAGAAAUCCUUUGUUAUCUGUGGAUACUACUGUCUCGAGUACACAUGCACAUGAGUUGAGAGCAGACAACCAUGAUGAAUUUUUACAACUGUUUCACUCCACUAGGAAUAACCUUUAUAAGUUUAAGAGGUUACAGUGGCAAAGGCUGCAUUUUGAAGCCUGCCUACAGCAUAAAGUAAUACCAAGAGGUCUUCAGAUCUGUAAAAUGCCUACCUACAGUAAUUCUCUUCCUGAUUUAUUGAAAGAAUGGCAAAUGUACAACCUUGAAAUUAGUGCUGGCUACUUAAGACUGUUAAUAAAAUACUUUACACCCAUUGAAGAACAGUUACGAAAAAGCAUCUCUGAAGAUGUUUUUAAUAUUAAUAGCAAUAUAGACUAUGUCAGCUAUAAACACAAGUUAGAUUAA
Messenger RNA from Protopterus annectens (West African lungfish), 1452 nucleotides. Its product is annotated as olfactory receptor 2AT4-like. The coding region runs from base 1 to 1452 and encodes 483 amino acids. Gene Ontology annotation, cellular component: membrane. Gene Ontology annotation, molecular function: G protein-coupled receptor activity; olfactory receptor activity. The record is from RefSeq and is a predicted model, not a curated record. Gene Ontology annotation, biological process: G protein-coupled receptor signaling pathway. The transcript is spliced from 3 exons. Lineage: Eukaryota; Metazoa; Chordata; Ceratodontiformes; Protopteridae.